Messenger RNA from Propithecus coquereli (Coquerel's sifaka), 1164 nucleotides. It is a transcript of the gene TSFM, whose product is annotated as Ts translation elongation factor, mitochondrial. The record is from RefSeq and is a predicted model, not a curated record. Bases 81 to 1058 code for a protein of 325 amino acids. Gene Ontology annotation, biological process: mitochondrial translational elongation. Gene Ontology annotation, cellular component: mitochondrial matrix. Gene Ontology annotation, molecular function: protein binding; translation elongation factor activity. The transcript has 7 exons. NCBI's taxonomy places the organism in Eukaryota, Metazoa, Chordata, Mammalia, Primates, Indriidae.
UCGUGGGCAUCUUGGCAGCGCUGCAGGGUCUGUCGUUUCACGGGUGUGCCAGCCGGCGGAAGUGUACUGCGACCAGAAAGAUGUCGCUGCUGCGGUCAUUGAGCCUCUGCCUGGUCUCGCGGACCAGGAGUUGCCCGGCGGGGUCCCUUUUGCUUCAGUCGCCUCAGCUACGGCACACAUUUCACGCUGGGACCUCGCUGCCUUCCUCGGCCUCCAGCAAGGAACUUCUCAUGAAGUUGCGGCGGAAAACAGGCUACUCCUUUGUAAAUUGCAAGAAAGCUCUAGAGACUUGUGGCGGGGAUCUCAAACAGGCUGAGGUCUGGCUCCACAAGCAGGCCCAGAAGGAGGGCUGGAGCAAAGCUGCCAAGCUCCGUGGGAGGAAGACUAAAGAAGGCCUGAUUGGGUUGUUGCAGGAAGGAAGCACGACUGUAUUAGUAGAGGUAAACUGUGAGACAGAUUUUGUUUCCAGAAACUUAAGAUUUCAACAACUCGUCCAGCAAGUAGCCCUUGGAACCAUGCUGCAUUGUCAGAGCCUAAAGGAUCAAGUCUCCACAUACAGUAAAGGCUUCUUGAAUUCCUCUGAGCUUUCUGGACUUCCGGCUGGACCUGACAGAGAAGGUUCUCUCAAGGAUCAGUUGGCCUUAGCAAUUGGGAAACUGGGAGAAAACCUGAUUCUUAAACGAGCUGCAUGGGUGAAGGUGCCAUCUGGGUUCUACAUUGGCUCUUAUGUCCAUGGAGGAAUGCACAGUCCCUCCCUUCACAACCUGGUGCUGGGCAAGUAUGGGGCCCUGGUUGUCUGUGAGACGUCUGAGCAGAAAGCAAACCUUGAAGACCUUGGCCGCCGCCUCGGGCAGCAUGUGGUGGGCAUGGCUCCUCUCUCUGUUGGCUCCCUGGACGAUGAGCCUGGGGGGGAGGCAGAGACUAAGAUGCUGUCCCAGCCAUACUUGCUGAAUCCCUCCAUUACAUUGGGACAGUAUGUGCAGCACCAGGGGGUGUCUGUAAUAGACUUUGUGCGGUUUGAAUGUGGAGAAGGUGAAGAGGCAGCAGAGGCUGAAUAGGUUCCAGAGACUUUUAGCCCAGGAGAAAUGUUUAUUUUUAGUUCUGGACAUCAUUACAAAAGAAGUUAUUUCCUGUGGCUCACGCCUGUAAUCCUAGCACUCUGGG